Molecule: messenger RNA, 3708 nt
Organism: Hypomesus transpacificus
Lineage: Eukaryota; Metazoa; Chordata; Actinopteri; Osmeriformes; Osmeridae
Gene: nphs1
Product: NPHS1 adhesion molecule, nephrin
Exons: 24
Coding region: 1-3396 (1131 amino acids)
Biological process (GO): cell-cell adhesion
Cellular component (GO): cell-cell junction
Molecular function (GO): cell adhesion molecule binding
Source: RefSeq, a predicted model, not a curated record
AUGACAACAAUCCCUCCCCAGGCCCCGGUCAUCCAAGGUCUGGUCAGUGACAAGGUGAAGGCAGGUCAAACCUUGAUGCUGCUCUGCCUGUCCCACGGAGGAAACCCACUGGCCACCCUGCAGUGGACCAAGAACGGCGAGGUGCUGUCCACCAGCUGGGAGGAGGACACGGUGGCUAAGAGGUCCAGCAGGCUGCUCCGCCUGGACGUGCGGCCCCAGGACAACCAGGCCCUGCUGGGCUGUGAGGCCACCAACCUGGUGUCCAAGGCCCCGCUGUCCAUCCUACGCAGGAUCACUGUCCACUUCGAACCCAAAGAGGUGAAAGUGCUGGGGUCCUUCAAGGCCAUCGAGGGGAAGGAGGUGUCUCUGUCUUGCUACGCCAGCUCCAGUAACCCUCCCGUCCAGAUCCGCUGGUGGCUGGGCUUCCGGGAACUCAACUCCACCUCCGUCGUUCUGGAAGAGGGAAGCCACGGAGGCAUGACCAGCAUGUCCAAUCUGACCCACCUCGUGUCGCGCCAGGAGAACGGACUUCCACUCACCUGCGAGACCUUCAACAAGGGCACACGCUUCUCCAAGAGCCACUCCACCAACCUUCAGGUCUACUACCCUCCUCAGAAAGUGUGGUUGGAGGUUCCUCCAGAGGACAUCCCCCUGCGCUCAGGAACCACCGUCCAUCUUGUGUGCUACUCCAGCGGGGGAAACCCAACCGGAAGCCUCACCUGGUACAAGAAUGGGAAGGCCGUAGAAGCUUCCAGGCUGUUGCCCUCAGACAAGGGAGUGUCCAGAGAGCUGGUUCUGCUGCUGCAGCCUAGCGACAACCAAGCUAGUUACCGCUGUGUUGCCACCAACAGUGCCAAGAAGAUACUCUCGACCUCCACCACGCUGCUCGUCCAGUUUCCAGCCACCAGCGUAAAGAUCGAGGCCCGGCAGAGUGUGCUUCACAGCGGACAAACAUUGCAGCUCGAGUGCCUGACUGGGAGUAGUAACCCCCAGACCAACAUCUCCUGGAGCCUCGGGCCCCAGAGGUGCUUCUCUCUGUAUCUCUAUCUUUCAUUUUCUCCAUCUGUCCUUCUCUGGUUGUCUCUGUCCCUCAGGCUACAGGGGGUGGACCUGAGCAGCAGACAGGCAGAGUUUGGUGGGGUGUCGGUGCGCAGUAGUCUGCUCUUGCUUCUGGAAUCGCGGCACCAUGGCAAAAGGCUGGUCUGCCAGGCCUACAGCUCUCUGCUGUCUGAGGGAGUCAACACCUUCUACAAGCUCGACGUGCUCUUUCCUCCAGAGUUCAGCCCCGACCAGCCCAAGCAGGUUCAGGUCCAGGAAGACGAGGAGGCGACCCUCCCCCUGCUGGUCUCAGCCAAUCCGGACGAGGUCUCCUGCAGCUGGCUGUACCGCAAAGAGCUGCUCCAAGAGGGGGAUGCUGCAGAGCUGAGGAUAGUGAAUGCGACCAGGAGAGAUGCCGGCGUGUACACGGUCCAGUGUACCAACGAGCUGGGCAGCAGCCACACUUCCGUCACCCUGGACGUCCUGUACGCCCCCAGCGUGAAGGCUGAGGUGAACCCUGUUUACGUGGACGUGGAGGGGACGGCCGACCUGCUGUGCGUGGCGGACGCCAACCCCGUCCUAUCCGGCAUGUUCUCCUGGAUGUGGCUGGGGGAGACGGACGAGGAGAUGGAGAUUGGGGAGGAGACCCAGAGGGAGGAAACAGGCCUGCUGACCAUCCUGGAAGUAACCCGGGCCUCGGCAGGGCGCUACCAGUGCACUGCUGACAACGGCAUAGCGCCCCCUGCCAGUGUGGAGGUGGAGCUGGUGGUGCGCUUUAAGCCAGAGCUCCAGAAGGGGCCCCAGUGGACCAAGGUGGCCAGUCGGGGGGAUGGCACCAGCACAGCUGAGGUGGUGUGCCAGGCCGAGGGCAUCCCCAGGGUCGAGUUCUCCUGGGCCAAGGACGGCGUGCCCAUGGACUUCUCCAACCCCAGGUGCCGCUGCUACUUCAGCUCCUUCGCUCCCUCUCUGAAGACAGCGGGAAUUUGCCGUUGGGUCUCUGGGUGUGUUUUCACACGUGUGUGUGUGUGUUUGUUUGUUUCACGCUUGCGGGUGUUUGUUUUCACCUGUGCGUCUGUGCUCGUUUUUUACAUAAUAUGCGCAUCCAUGUUUGCGUUUGCUUGUUUGUUUUCACACGUUGGCGUGUGCGUGUGUCCGUGUGUAUGUUUGUCCCACGUGCGCGCGCGUGUGCUCCCCAGAUACGAGGAGCAGACCGUGAGAGAGAGCUUCAUCCACACCAGCACGGUGAAGGUGGUGAACGUCAGCGCCGCGCUGGACUAUGUGGUCUUCACCUGUGCCGCUCGCAAUCUGCUCGGAGAGGAUUCCCUGGACAUCCAGCUUCUCAGCACCAAUCAUCCUGACCCUCCAUCAGGGCUCCGUCUGGUCGACGUGACCCACAACUCGAUCACUCUGGAGUGGAUCCCGGGCUUCGACGGGGGCCUGGAGCAGAGGUUCAGAGUACGGUACCGCUGGGCUCAGUCUGCCAGCUUCCUCUACGUGGACGUGCACCCUCCCAGAGCUAGCGUCUUCGCCGUCACCAGCCUCUCCGCCGACACCGCCUACAACCUUUCCGUCAACGCCCUGAACGCCAUCGGCGAGAGUGGCUACGCUGACAACAACGCUGUUCUCACCAUCACCACCAGGGAGUCACUGGAAAGUGGGGUUGACACGGAAGAACCAGGACGAGGCUCAGAGAAGGACAGUGAUCUGUUGACUUCCCUGUUGGUGUCCUUCGGGGUGGGAGGAGUCUUGCUGCUGAUCAACAUGCUGGGAUGCUUCCUGGUACUCAGGUGGAGGAAGAGGCGGGGCCAAACAGAGAGUCAAGGAGAAAGUGUGUCGGAGGAGAAGAAGAGUGCGGAGGAGAGGUCCACCCUGUCCACGGUGAGCAGCUCCAGCAGGUACGAAGUGAGGGAGAGGGUGAACCCGGCCGCCCAGCACACCCUCCUCAUCGACUCGGGAUCCGAACCGGACGGCAGCGUCUACGAGAGCUGCGGCGCGGAGAGUUCUCAUUAUUACUACCCCACCGGUGACUACCGGCCCUCUCUCCCCCCGGUUCUCGAGGGCCCGCCCACACACGGGGCCCGCUACCCGGGGGGGAGCCACGAGUAUGAGGAGGUGAGGGACUGGGGUUUUUACCAGGACGUCCUGCCUCCCUCUCUGCCCUCACCCCCCCCCUACGCCGGACCCAGGGUCCCCCCGCAGGGGGUAACCAGGAGACCCCCUCUCCUGUACCCGGAGAGAGGAGGGAGGGCCACGGCUUUCAGGGAGCAGCCAAUCAGAAUAAACGAUCGCACGGCUGACGGGCCACCCCCGAGAAGCGAUUAUGACUUGCCCUUUGAACUUCGGGGAGAGCUGGUGUAGUGAGGUUAGACCUCAAUUUCAUCACGUGGAUCCAAGUCCAGACUUUCUCAUGCUAACCUCAAGAAGUGGACUGUUGUUUGGUGUAGACAUUGUAUAAGUGUGGUCAUUGGGGUGCAGCAUAGUCAUUUAGCAUAUGUGUUGUUGUUAAAACCAUCCUCUGUAUCGUUGUUUUCAUUCAAAUAACCGAAAGAAAACGCUUAAAAAUAUUUAAUCAUCGUUGUUUGUGUAUGUUUCUGUCAGAAAAUGACCUAAAUGUGGACGUCGUGAAACAUCACGAGAUCAUCCGUGUUUCCUCAAGCCGAGUCCUGUGGU